AUGUCGAUAACGUUAGCGUCGACGUUGGCAUUCGGAGUCCUCAGCGUGGGAGCACAUACAGCCAAGGUUCCGCAGGGGAAUGUGACUAAGUGCGUUUCUAUGUUGACGCCCAUAACCCUUCCUCAGGUGUCCUACAAUGUAGCCUCCGAGAUCGUGUGUGCUCUUCUUUGCAUGAAGAACCAAGCCCUAGAGUACAACUUCACUGGAACGACCUGCACACUGGAGGGUGAAGGUUGGGCUGUGUCCGCCAGAGUCGUGAUAUUCGUCGCUGCUUAUUCACCAGACAUGUUGACAGAGUUGCCUACAGGCAACGAUACCUACGGAAGUCCAUACAUAGACAGUAACAUCCCGUACCUUGCCGUGGAUAACAACAUCACAACAUAUUACCACUCCAACCCUGGUCUGGUAUACCCCUGGUGGAUGCUGGACCUGGGAGACACUGCUAACAUACACCAGGUGAUGAUCCUUCCCCGGCCUGGCUACUUUGCUUAUAGAUUCCACAACAUUGAGGUGCGCGUUGGCAACACACGGGAGAUGUCUGGUAACUUCUCCUCAUUCACAUUGUUUUCCACCUACAAAAUCUACUACAGUGACACCUAUGGGACCCUCUCUUGCUACAGGAAAGACGGUGUAGUUGGCAGAUACAUCAGCAUCCAGAGAGUUACUCCUGAGGAUGACAUGCUGAUGCUUUCCGAUGUCAGAGUUUUCGUUUCAUUAUAAUCAAAACAAUUCUGGCGACGAUGAUCUUGUAAGAUCUAGUUAAGAUUCAAGUACAGAAAAUCUACACUAAAAAAAUUGUAAUAUUAAACAUAAGGGGCGCGUGAAUUUCCUUGUCUCUUAAUAUUAUGUUUAUAAUUACUAUCGCCCAUAAUUACUAUCGCAUUUGCUUUGUCUCUUUCGAAAGGUGAAAUCUACAAUCUUUCCUUAAUUCAUGGUGUAACUUAACAAAUCUUUGAGGACAAUUGUGUUGCAGAAGUCUGAGUUUUGCUCAGACUUCUGCAACACAAAUACCAGUUCCUGGGUAAGGAUUUAACACAGGAAGAAGUUAAAAGGAUGAUGGAAUAUGCAGUUACCUUUGAUCGUCGAGGCGUUGGGUGAUCCAUGUUGUGAAAUAACUGUGGUUAAUAAAUAUUUCUGUGUUCAUUUGUGGGCAGUUAUUUUGUAGUUAUUUUUGCAAUUAUUUUAGGUGAAUAUUGACAUUACUACCUUAGCUGUGGACGUGUUUAAUAUUAUGAUCAUAUUACCACUUGUGUGACGUAGAUGUUUAUUAUGAUCAUAUUACCACUUGUGUGACGUAGAUGUUUAUUAUGAUCAUAUCACCACUUGUGUGACGUAGAUGUUUAUUAUGAUCAUAUUACCACUUGUGUGACGUAGAUGUUUAUUAUGAUCAUAUUACCACUUGUGUGACGUAGAUGUUUAUUAUGAUCAUAUUACCACUUGUGUGACGUAGAUGUUUAUUAUGAUCAUAUUACCACUUGUGUGACGUAGAUGUUUAUUAUGAUCAUAUCACCACUUGUGUUGACGUAAAUGUUUAUUAUUAUCAUAUCAUCACUUGUGUUGACGUAGAUGUUUAUUAUGAUUAUGUCAUCACUUGUGUUGACAUAGAUGUUUAUUAUGAUCAUAUUACCACUUGUGUGACGUAGAUGUUUAUUAUGAUUAUGUCAUCACUUGUGUUGACAUAGAUGUGUAUUAUGAUCAUAUUACCAUUUGUGUUGAGGUAGAUGUUUAUUAUUAUCAUAUCACCACUUGUGUGACGUAGAUGUUUAUUAUGAUCAUAUUACCAUUUGUGUUGACGUAGAUGUUUAUUAUUAUCAUAUCACUUGUGUGACGUAGAUAUUUAUUAUGAUCAUAUUACCACUUGUGUUGACGUAGAUGUUAAAAAUAUUUGUUUUAGGAGUCAAGAAUGAAUUUCAUGUUAACUAUAGUGAUCCUGAUGUUUUUGUCACUUAUGUCAGUGUUUUGAUGUGUGUUAUUUAAUGUAUAUUCUGCAAGUGUAUAAAAUUCCUUGCAAGAGCUGCAACACAUACUGGACUAACAUACUGAAAUAUAUUCACUUAACUGAAUACAAAAUAUUGGUAGUGUUGCAUGACCCAUAUGGAUUUAGUGCCUUUUUUGAAUAUAAGAGAAAUAAUAAUAAAAAUUCUAAAACUGAUAAUAAUAAUAAUAAUAAUAAUAAUAAUAAUAAUAAUAAUAAUAAUAAUAAUAA
Molecule: messenger RNA, 2206 nt
Organism: Cherax quadricarinatus
Lineage: Eukaryota; Metazoa; Arthropoda; Malacostraca; Decapoda; Parastacidae
Source: RefSeq, a predicted model, not a curated record